Myotis davidii is the source of this 797-nucleotide messenger RNA. It is a transcript of the gene RAMP2, whose product is annotated as receptor (G protein-coupled) activity modifying protein 2. The record is from RefSeq and is a predicted model, not a curated record. Gene Ontology annotation, cellular component: membrane; cell surface; signaling receptor complex. Gene Ontology annotation, biological process: protein localization to plasma membrane; calcium ion transport; intracellular protein transport. Gene Ontology annotation, molecular function: coreceptor activity. NCBI's taxonomy places the organism in Eukaryota, Metazoa, Chordata, Mammalia, Chiroptera, Vespertilionidae. The transcript is spliced from 4 exons. The coding region runs from base 298 to 615 and encodes 105 amino acids.
GGUCUGGGGUGGCGAGAAGGGAAGGUGUUCGGGGUCCGAAUGCCCGCGGGAAGGAGCUGGUCCCAGCCCCGCUCCUCUGGCCACGGAGGCACCCCGAGGGUGCAUCACGCCUCCUUGUCCUCGGGGAUUGGCUCUGCCUUCCCAGGGCCUUAGCCUCCGACUCACACCCACUGCCCAGACCCAACGAUUCCACCUCCUCUCCCAUGUCUGCCCACAGCCACCCUGAAGCCCCAGGCGUCCGUGGCUCAGCUUCUGACCACCGCAGGCAGCCGGGAGUCCGAAGUGCCCACAGGGAAAAUGGAGACAUAUGAUGAGAGCAUUUCACGUUGCUGGGGAGACUACCAGGUUGAUAUGGACAAUAUCAAAGAAGACUGGUGCGACUGGGCCAUCAUUAGCAGGCCUUACAGCGACCUGCAGGAACCCAAUCCCUGGGCGGAACAGAUCAUCUUUAAGACUCACCAGACCCACUUUGCCAACUGCACCCUGGCGGAGACCACCUUCUCAGACCCCCCAGAGGACGUGCUCCUGGCCAUGAUCAUCGCCCCCAUCUGCCUCAUCCCGUUCCUGGUCACCCUUGUGGUGUGGAAGAGUAAAGACAGCGAAGCCCGGGCCUAGGGUGGCCUACGUUUCUCAGCAGCCACCCCUCCCUUCCCGGCCACCCCCAGAUCUCCCUCCCCGUCUCCCUGCCCCCUUCUCUCGCCUCACUGCACACAGAGCCUGAGAUGGGGGAAUGGAGCUGGGGAGGGUCAUGGCACCAGUUCUGCAAUUUUCAAAAUAAAAGGUUUCUUUUGUACACC